Molecule: messenger RNA, 858 nt
Organism: Papaver somniferum (opium poppy)
Lineage: Eukaryota; Viridiplantae; Streptophyta; Magnoliopsida; Ranunculales; Papaveraceae
Exons: 1
Coding region: 1-858 (285 amino acids)
Molecular function (GO): nucleic acid binding; RNA-DNA hybrid ribonuclease activity
Source: RefSeq, a predicted model, not a curated record
AUGGUCAUUGCUCAUCGUAAGUUGCUUGUUAGAGCUGUUCUUUUUAAUAGAGGUAUUAUUGACACCAGUUUGUGCCCUCUUUGUCAGCAUCACCCGGAGACUUUAGAACACCUUUUUAUUUACUGUCCCAAGGUUCAGGAGUUGUGGAACAUGGUGAAACUUAAAUGGGGUGAUAUUCUUCAAUAUUAUGUCGUGAAUUUGGACUGGUUAUGCUUAAAUAAUUCUACUGCAGCGUAUUCUCAAAAUCUUAAGUGGUCUGAAUUUUUUCCAAAUUUGCAGCAAAUUUGGAUCCAGCGAAACAAAGCCAUCUUUGAUAAUAUCAGGUGUAAUUGGUCUUAUGUGUACUCGAAAGCUGUUUAUAAUGUUUCUAUGUUCAAUGAUGUUUGCGCAGACAAGUCCUCUCCUACUCAUAAGGCUAUUUGUAUUAACAUCUCAUGGGAACCCCCUCCUCUUGGCUAUAUGAAAUUUAAUACUGAUGGAGCUUCAAAUGAUGUUGGUUUUGCAGGAGCAGGUGGGAUCAUUAGGGAUAAAGGCGACAAAUUCAAGGGAGCUUAUGUUAUCUACUUGUACAGAAACAGUAACAACAUGGCCAAGCUCUUGGCCAUCAGAGAUGGUCUUAAGUUAGCUCGUAGCCUUAACAUCCUUAACCUUGUUGUAGAAAACGACUUUAUGUAUAUUAUAGACGUAUGUAACAGACUUGUGGAUAUUUCUCGAUUUUUUGAGACUGUGGUCCAGGACAUCCAUUUAUUAGCUAGGACGUUUCAUAGUGUUCUUUUUUGCCAUCAAUAUAGAGAAGCUAACAAUGUGGCAGAUUAUCUCUCUAAAAAGGCUGCUACGAAGAAGUGUCGUCAAAUCUGA